GAGUCAGCUUAUCCAUGGGUCCAGAAUUCAUGAGUGCUAUGACAAUAGUUUCCUUUUGUUUCCCUUUUAGGGUGGUGGUGGUGGUAGCGGUGGAAGGAUGAAAUCGGACGGUGGUAAUAGUAGAAGAAGGGGAAUGAACGGAGGUGGUGGAGGUGGAUUUCCAGGAAUGAACGCAGGUGGUGGAGGUGGAUUUCCAGGAAUGAACGCAGGUGCUGGAGGUGGAUUUCCAGGAAUGAACGCAGGUGCUGGAGGUGGAUUUCCAGGAAUGAACGCAGGUGGUGGAGGUGGAUUUCCAGGAAUGAAUGGAGGUGGUGGAGCUGGACUUCCAGGAAUGAACGCAGGUGGUGGAGGUGGAUUUCCAGGAAUGAAUGGAGGUGGUGGAGCUGGACUUCCAGAAAACCCGAACUCGAGAAAAUAGUAAUUGUUUCCCCUUCUCUCACUUCAUUUCAACCUGAAACAAAAGAGAGUCCAAAGCUGGAAUAACGGAAUAGAUGGAAAUAUCUGAAUAUGCUGGAAAAGUCCAACAGCAUUCUUCAUAUCUACAACAUGAACAAGAUUGUUGUGCUCAAGAACAUCCAAUGAUCCAGUCUAUUCAGCGCUUGGUGGUGGUGGUGGCAGUAGAUAUAAUAUAUGGCUUGAUUUCUGUAGCAGAAUAGUUUCCUGUCCUUGGUGUGGGAAAAACUUUGUGAAAUAAAAACAAAUAAAUCUCAAUUGCACAAACA
Messenger RNA from Pantherophis guttatus, 722 nucleotides. Lineage: Eukaryota; Metazoa; Chordata; Lepidosauria; Squamata; Colubridae. The record is from RefSeq and is a predicted model, not a curated record.